Nanorana parkeri is the source of this 445-nucleotide messenger RNA. RefSeq names its product PHD finger protein 5A (gene PHF5A). Gene Ontology annotation, cellular component: catalytic step 2 spliceosome; U12-type spliceosomal complex; precatalytic spliceosome. The transcript has a single exon. The record is from RefSeq and is a predicted model, not a curated record. NCBI's taxonomy places the organism in Eukaryota, Metazoa, Chordata, Amphibia, Anura, Dicroglossidae. Gene Ontology annotation, biological process: mRNA splicing, via spliceosome. Bases 22 to 354 code for a protein of 110 amino acids.
UGUGGCAGACAGCAAGGGAAGAUGGCAAAACAUCAUCCGGAUUUGAUUUUCUGCAGGAAACAAGCUGGAGUCGCCAUAGGAAGAUUGUGUGAGAAAUGUGACGGGAAGUGUGUGAUUUGUGAUUCCUAUGUACGUCCCUGUACACUAGUGCGCAUCUGCGAUGAGUGUAACUAUGGAUCUUACCAAGGACGUUGUGUGAUCUGUGGUGGCCCCGGAGUAUCAGAUGCUUAUUACUGCAAAGAGUGCACCAUUCAAGAGAAAGAUAGGGAUGGUUGUCCCAAAAUUGUCAAUUUGGGCAGUUCCAAAACAGAUCUUUUCUAUGAAAGGAAGAAGUACGGCUUUAAGAAGAGAUAGUGAAAAGGCGGAAUCUCUUUCACGGUAGCAGUUUUAUAUGUUUUGCUGGAACUGUUCAUAUUUUAUGUAUUGAAUGGAAUCAAUAAAAUGU